UUUGCUAUAAGUAUUAUUCAUGACAUUUAUGACAUCACUCAUAUACUUAUGCAUUGAUUAUCAUUGAUAUUAAUCAUUGGUAAAAUGGUGAUAUCAGUGAAUACAAAUGAAAAUCAGUGAGGAAUUUUCGAAAGAUUAUCGUUUUCCGAGGAAUGUCGAAGUAAUCUAAAAGCGCUCGCGAAUGUGUGACGCGCUCCGAUAAUAAUAAUAAUAAUAAUAAUAAUAAUAAUAACAAUAACAACAACAAUAAUAAUAAUAUACAGAAUGCAAACGGCUCAUUUUUAUUGCCAUCUCGCUUGGGGUGUUUGGUGUUUCCUACAAGUUAUUGCCAAGGACUAUGUUCAACUGUCACAAGAUGGACCAGUUGUACUGGGUGGGACGAUCACUUUCAGAGCAGAUGUAUACAGAGAUGGCAAGCGACCAAAAGAUAGUUUCAUAUACAUAUGGAACGAUAAUUCAUUAAUGAAACAUAAAUAUGAGAGCAAAGAAACGUCAAAUACAACAACAUUUUGGAGCAUAAGUUAUCCACGUGAAAACAACAUUCCUGGAAACUAUACAGUGGAAUUAGAAGUCAAACAUCUUACUUAUUCAAUUUUUUGGGUAUUUUAUGCAAGUGCUCGUAUUGAGUUCGAAAUUUCUGAAUCUCUUAAUGGUAAUAUAGCCAUGAAACAAGCUAAUAAAACCAUAGCGGGAGAAUAUAUCUCCUCUACAAAUGAAACCAAACUAAUGAUAGACUUGCGAAAAGGAGAUUACGACUUUAUAAUGCAGAAAGCAACAACGAUAUUGACGUAUUGGUUUAUUGACUGCAAGUAUUACGGUCAGACAAAUGAUUUUGCUUUCGUUUAUAAUUUUACAAGUCCUGGUAUAACAUACGAAGUAGGAGCUUUAGUGAUCGCUUCGUACGACCCGCCAACAACCACAACUAUAGCACCUACAACUACGGUCGCACCUGUUAAUGUGACAACAGUUGCACCCAAUAUUACUACCACAAAGUCGAAUGGGACUCUUGUCACAGUAAUAACAUUACCGAUAACUGUUACGAGUGUAAAACCUCCAAUGAAGUCUACAAUUGCACUUCCAAUUAAUACAAGCACGAUAGAACCUACCAACAUAUCGUUGCCAUACAUUUGCUCAAAUACAUCUCUCAUUCCACCAGAUCCUAAGAAAACAUAUGGAUACUUUUACAAGAAAAUCCAUGUUCGUGCUCCCGUGUCAAAUAUCUCAGUGGAAGGUACGAAUUGGAUCCAACCAUGGGACAUGCUAUCUUUGAAUAUAACUUGCAAGGGAUCGGGUCCGUUUUCUAAGUGUCUUCAAUUUCACCGUGGAAAGUACAAUGCAACGGGAAAUGAAACGUGUGAUGUAAAUCCUGAUUUGCCCUCGUGCAAUUUUUCCAUUCUUCAUUAUUUUCUUGAGCCUGGUGUUUACACAAUAUUAAUCAUACUAAACAACGAAGUUAGUACACAGAUUUAUCCACUAACGAUAAACAUUUAUAAAGUAACAACAAAACCGCAGUUAUCGGUUAUCGUAGUGCCAGUUUCUUGCUCAGUUGUUGCUGUGGUGCUGAUAGUAUUCGGCGUGGCGUAUUAUAUCCAAAGUAGAGCGAGAUUCACGAUAGAAGUCGCGGACUUUGAUUUUGGACAAAGUAAUCCAGAGAUGGAGUAUAAAACGUUUACAGAACGUUUACGGGAUUCAUUUAAUAACACUGUAAGACUUGGCAGCAAGCAGCUAAGCGUACGCUAUUACGGCAGCAUGAAUCAUUAAAACAUACGGGCUGGAUAUAAACCACUCAGCAAUCCACAAACACUUCAGUGAUGCAUGAAAACGAGAAGUAAUAUUUUUAAAAGCGACAAAGGUUGGAACAAAAGUUUCUGCAAGGAACGAGAGAAAAUGAGUAAUCAUCGUCAUGCAAAAAUAUCCGUCGGCAAAUUUAACGACAUUACUAGUGAAGAGGUCUGUCGAAUGCUAUUGUGCUAAUAGAUAUUGGAAAAUUUGAUUUAAAGAUAAACUGGCUAUAAAAAGAAUGAAAAGACAAUGUUGUACAAUUUUUAACAUUAUUGAAUGAUGAAAUCGAGAUUGUACAUAGAUGAAAAAAUUACAAUGUAUAUAUAGGCUGUGAAUAUAAUAUGUAAUAGUGUAUUUUUUUUUAGAAUUGCUCUUAACAUGAAACACAGGAGAAUUUGAUAUUUUUUUAAGGUUGCAAUGAGAAUUAUCUCAACUUACAUCCCUUUUAUAGUUUCAUGCAUUAUUGCUUUGAUUUGUUGUUUAUUAGCAAUAAAUGUUUUGCACGUAUGCGAUAGUGAGUUUUAAAGAAAAAAAAACAAUAGCAUCAUUUAUUAACUUGUAACAUUUACACACAUAUACAUAUACACGCAUGCAUAUGUACAUGCGCGUAUAGAAAUCCAUGAAGAGGCUUUAUUGAAAAGCAAAGUAAAAUCAAGCGCAUUCGUAAAUUUUUAGAUGGUACAUUGUAUUUAUAGUUGAUUAAUAAGUACAUUUUUCAGAAGAUUUUGAUUGAAAUAGAA
Messenger RNA from Acromyrmex echinatior (Panamanian leafcutter ant), 2522 nucleotides. RefSeq lists its product as uncharacterized. The record is from RefSeq and is a predicted model, not a curated record. Gene Ontology annotation, cellular component: plasma membrane. NCBI's taxonomy places the organism in Eukaryota, Metazoa, Arthropoda, Insecta, Hymenoptera, Formicidae.